CAGUCGGUCACUGGUCAGUCGGGAAACGAACAUUACCCGAGCGUGACGUAUAAAAUCUUGACUGUUAUGCUCAACCUAUUCCGCGAUCUACCUUAUCUCUUAUCACUAUAAAAAUGAUACAUCGAAUUACUUCACGAGUGCCAAGAUAAAGAACACCCUAUUCGCGAUAAACACCUCGUCACGGAUUCAUUUUGUUAAAAUUAUAUCAUUAUUAGUACGAAAUUCAAUGAUAAAUGAAUUUAUAAGUGAUUUUUAAAAUAAAUUAUCCUUGUAUUUACAAAGGAUGUAGUUCAUCGAAGAGGCCGUUGAUUUUUAGUGAAAUUCGUGAUCGAAUUAAAUAAAUAAUUAAUCACAAUGUUUUUGCUAUUUCUGUUCCUGAUCGGAAUAUCUUUGGUAAGCUGUAAUCCGUGUCCAAGGGAAGAAAGUUUGAAUAUAACAAAUGGACUGAAAUUUGAAAAUGGCUCUAUUAUUUAUGAUGGAUUGGAAUACAUCGAAACUACGUGGUAUGAAGAGGCGAUCAAUGAUGAAGUGGUUAGAUUCGGAUGUCCGUGCAUUGGACGAGUGUGCUUGUGGAAAUGCUGCGGAGCGGGCAUGAUGUACCUCAACAAAACUUGUAAGGAGGUAGACGUAAGCGAAAGUACAGUUCAUCCUUUCAAUCCUACGGUGUAUAAAGGCCGGGAACCAUCUAACAUGACCGCGAAUCAGCACUUCUUUUACAUGUAUGGACCAUCCUGCGAAAAAUAUCUCGUAGAUUCAAAUUCGUCCGGAGAAGAAAUAUAUAUACAAGAAAAUGGGACGCUAUACGAAAUUGCUUCAAAUCGUCCACAAUGGCAUCUCCCAUUGAGAUUUUGCUUGGACAUGAUGUUGGAUAACAGAGUGCAAAAUCCAAGGCUGGUGGCUGGCGUCUGUUACCCCGAUGACGUGUCCAACGAUGACAGCCCUGCUUUGUACAUCGCAUAUGGUAUUGGUCUAAUGCUCUCGGUACCAUUUUUAUUAGCAACCUUCCUGGUAUAUGCAUUCAUCCCUGAACUACGGAACUUACACGGCAUGUGUCUUAUGGCGUACUGCGCGGGUCUCAUCGUGGCGUAUCCGUUUCUGGCCUACCUGAAAUUACACACUGGCGAAAUCGGCGUCGCCAUGACAGGCUGUUAUGUUGUCGCUUUCAUCAUAUACUACGCAUUCCAAACGAGUUUCUUCUGGCUGAAUAUAAUGUGCUUCGAUAUCUGGAGAACCUUUAGAACGGUUGCGCCAGCGUCGCAAUGCGGCAGGCCCCAUCCUGGCUAUAGAGGAGGGAGUACGAACAAACGGCGCGAGAGGCGACGUUUUGCGAUGUAUGGCGCUUAUGCCUGGGGCGUACCAGUAGCUCUUACAGUGCUCACUAUUUCUAUGCAAUUCAGUGACGUUCCUGAAAGUAUAAUCACUCCAGGUUUUGGCAGCCGACGAUGCUGGUUUGACAAUUGGGUCAGUGAACUCGUAUAUUUCUUCACCCCUGUAUUCGCGCUGGUGAUAUGCAACAGUGUGCUAUUCUCGAUAACAGCACAUCGAAUCCGAUCUAUAAGACAGGAAACCGCCAUUUUAAAAGGUGCCGAAUCUUCACGCAGUGAUAAAUUAAGAAAGGAUAAGCAAAGAUACGGUCUCUACCUAAAGCUGUUUGUUGUGAUGGGGGUGAACUGGACGAUUGAGGUGAUCAGCUUCGCAGUCGGCGGCUCCAACUGGUACUGGAUUGUUGUCGACCUCGCAAACAUCGUACUUGGCAUUUAUAUCUUCUUCAUUUUCGUUUGGAAAAACAAAGUUCGUAAUUUGAUCUCCAAAAGAUGGCGAACUAUACGAGGUAUUCCUGCAACUGAAACGAGCUUAGGGAAGUGGGCGACGCGGUCCAGCUCCGCUCCCACCGAGGAUACGAGAGUGUCUGCUGACGAAACUGCUAUUCGAUUGAAAGACAUGAACUAACAUCGAGGACGCCAUUUAUCACUUAGUAAAAACUCAGUGAAAACUUCCGAAUGAAAAGGAUUUAACCAUACCUCAGAUACAGAACACUGCUAGUCAGUUUUACAAAACGAUUUAGAAAUAAGUUUAUUAUAAAUAUUUUUAAGUACAAUCAAUGAACAAAGAAAUCAAGACGACUUAUAAGUUUUAUUUAUAUUUUAAUUAUAGUAAUAAAAUACAUAAUUACUUAUACUAGACGUAGUUAUAUGUGAUUU
Vanessa atalanta (red admiral) is the source of this 2201-nucleotide messenger RNA. RefSeq names its product G-protein coupled receptor Mth2-like. The record is from RefSeq and is a predicted model, not a curated record. Gene Ontology annotation, cellular component: membrane. Gene Ontology annotation, biological process: cell surface receptor signaling pathway; G protein-coupled receptor signaling pathway. Bases 355 to 1950 code for a protein of 531 amino acids. Lineage: Eukaryota; Metazoa; Arthropoda; Insecta; Lepidoptera; Nymphalidae. Gene Ontology annotation, molecular function: G protein-coupled receptor activity. The transcript is spliced from 10 exons.